Anopheles merus is the source of this 1685-nucleotide messenger RNA. RefSeq names its product U6 snRNA phosphodiesterase. Gene Ontology annotation, biological process: U6 snRNA 3'-end processing. Gene Ontology annotation, molecular function: 3'-5'-RNA exonuclease activity. The transcript has 3 exons. Gene Ontology annotation, cellular component: nucleus. The record is from RefSeq and is a predicted model, not a curated record. Bases 957 to 1685 code for a protein of 242 amino acids. NCBI's taxonomy places the organism in Eukaryota, Metazoa, Arthropoda, Insecta, Diptera, Culicidae.
AUGGCGUCGGCGUGUUAAGAACUCGAGUCCAGUGUAAACCUGCGAACCGACCAACAGAGUGACCAGAAAUACCUAUUUUUGAUAUGCUUACCGUUUCCCAGAUGACCACCCUAAAACUACCUAUUUUGCAUUUAUCCAACCGAAAAUCAUAAAUUUUCUCACAAUGCUAACCGAAAAAUCAUAAAACAAUUACCCAGAUGAUUUAAUGCAUUAUACUUCAUAUAAUUCAUAUAUGGAAAUCAAGUGCGACCAGAACCAGAAGCUCAACACUAACAACUAAGGCCCGGAUCAUGUGAGUUAUUGUGCGAUUUUGUCAUACGUCGGAGUAAAAAACAUUAUUUUUGUCCGACAGCACAUUCGAUAAAAUCGCAUUUGAUUUAGCACUACCACGGUCCUAAGCGGCCGCGUGGAGCCCCGAGAAAAGUGUGUCGCCACCGCUCAGAAGAAAAUGGGUAUUUCAAUCCUUCGUUGGCUUAAAAUCCCCUAGAACUAAAAUCUGGCCACACUGCUGAGCAACGCCCGAAGUUUGACGUUUGGACCGAAAAUUCGUGUUCGCACAAUAACAUCAAGGUUUAUAGAUACAUUUUCGAAAAGCACCAUGAACGUUGGUGGUGCAUAAGUUUGGUCAAAUUUACGGGUGCCAGAAAUAAAACGUACACUCAGUCAUACUUAUUUUUUACUAAAUUUUCUAUAAAUAAUCAUUUUAUUGUACUAGAAAUGUAAUUUUCUUAUGAAUAUGUAACAAAGUAAUGCAACAAAUUCAGCAGUUCAGCUGGUAAAAUUCAAAUAGAAGGAUGACAUUUCAUUUGACCGGCUUGAAAGCGUGCCAAAACAACAAGUCGCCAUCCAAGCGCUGCUGGCGCCUCUCACGCUUCUGAUACUAAAUAAUGAAGAAAUUUGAAUAAAAAGUGAAACUUGAAAAUGCUUUCAGUCCAAAGAACGUAAAUACAUUUGCAAUGGAUAACGAAAAGCUGAAGAAAACUACCGUGAACGUCCCAACGUUGCCCUCGCCAGCACUUUGCAUCCCGGGCACCAUACACAACACGGAACCGGACGAGCAACAGGACCUCAGUAAACACCAAGGACGAACACGUUCCUUUCCCCACGAGCGUGGCAUCUGGGCCAGUUACGUCUUCAUAGACUAUGGCGACUCGGACGGUUGGCUUGAAAUGCAAAAUGAGUGCAAAACGCUGCUCAACGAUGCUACCACCACGCUGGAAUUCAAUCCAAUCGACCGGAUGCAUCUGAGUCUCACGAAAACCUUCACCAUCCGGCACCACAACAUCAACCCGUUCGUGGCGAACCUGCGGGAGCAGCUGACAGGUCGGCGACGCUUUCGGCUCGAGUUUUCCGGCGUACAGGUGUACGUGAACGAGGAACGCACUCGCACAUUCCUCGGCGUACGUGUGGCCGAGGAAUCGUACGGGGCGCUCAACGCGCUCGUCACCAGCCUGGAUGAGUGUUUGCGCGAAUACAAGCUGCCGCUGUACUACACCGAUCGGGCAUUUCAUGUCAGCAUCCUGUGGUGUUUGGGUGAUCGAGAAGCGGAAGUGCGGAAAGAGCUGCCCGCGCUCACGGCCGUGUUCGAGCGGGUGUACGAGGAGGAGUAUUGUGAUAUUAGCCAGCAAGUGAAAACACUGUGGUUCAAAUGUGGGAAUAAAUCAUUUCAUUUCGAUCUUAUUUAA